Pseudogymnoascus destructans is the source of this 713-nucleotide messenger RNA. RefSeq lists its product as uncharacterized. Gene Ontology annotation, biological process: protein phosphorylation. Gene Ontology annotation, molecular function: ATP binding; protein kinase activity. The record is from RefSeq and is a predicted model, not a curated record. The transcript is spliced from 3 exons. The coding region runs from base 198 to 713 and encodes 171 amino acids. Lineage: Eukaryota; Fungi; Ascomycota; Leotiomycetes; Thelebolales; Thelebolaceae.
GCCCAUCAUCUGUAGUAAUGCCUGGGGUUAGACCUAAUAACGUCCAAUUCUUCCUCCAGACCUCAUGACUACUCUUUAAAAGCCAUAUAACUCUCAAUGCAAUACGUCGCCCAGCAACCCAGCUUCCAAGGUUUCGGCCGCUCCCUCACGUCAUCGUGUCCUGCCUUUCAACCGGACCUGUACGGUCGCAAAGUACGAUGCAAUCUCACGAUUCAAUGCCUGCACCUGCACAAAACAAGAUAAAUAAGCCAGUUGUAGGCUCAAGGCUGGCUAGCGAGUCUGGUCGUCAGUAUACCAUUAACUGCGUGCUUCAAGAGAAAGACAAUAGACCGGAGAAAGUCUAUCUUGCCUCCAGAGAUGACGGACACAAGUUUGUCUUCAAGGAGGUCCCCCCCUCGAUGUUUGAGCCAGCCUGCGAUAUGCAGAGAUAUCUCAUUGCGCACGAGCGCAGCUCUUAUCUCCGACUCAUGCGCGACAGUAUCCCCGAGCAAUCGAUCCUCAUAUACGACUAUGCCACCGACCACUUGCUCAGCCUCGCCCAGAAGGAAAUACCACUCGCUGCAAGGAAACGGAUCCUGCGGGAUGCUCUUCGUGGUCUUGCAGCAUUGCAUGACAAAAAUAUCGUUCAUGCGGAUGUCAAAGCAAACAAUAUUCUAGUUAACUAUACGAACGGUGAUGAAAAUAUCGUUGUAAAGAGUGUUCAGCUUUGCUGA